Molecule: messenger RNA, 1117 nt
Organism: Andrographis paniculata
Lineage: Eukaryota; Viridiplantae; Streptophyta; Magnoliopsida; Lamiales; Acanthaceae
Product: protein CDI-like
Exons: 2
Coding region: 92-886 (264 amino acids)
Source: RefSeq, a predicted model, not a curated record
CUCAAAAAAGAAAAAUAGAGUAUAAAAACCGACAUUCAGUCCCCAAAUCCUACGCCACUACCACCACCGCCACCACCGAUCCUCCUCCACAAUGUCCGCCGCCGUGGAGGCGUACAAGGUGUUCGUAGGGUACGACGAGCGCGAGGACAUCGCGUACCAAGUUUGCCGUCAUUCCUUGCUGAAGCGCGCGUCGGUCGCAGUAGAGGUGAUUCCGAUCAAGCAGGCGGAGCUACGGCGGCGCGGACUGUACUGGCGCGAGAGGAACAAUCUGGAGAGCACCGAAUUCUCCUUCACACGUUUCCUGACGCCGUACCUCUCCGAUUUCCGCGGAUGGUCGCUCUUCGUCGACUGCGAUUUUCUCUACCUCGACGACGUGAAAAGCCUCUUCGACCUCGCCGACGACCGGUACGCGUUGAUGUGCGUCCACCACGACUACACGCCGGCGGAGACGACGAAGAUGGACGGCGCGGUGCAGAGCGCAUAUCCGCGCAAAAAUUGGUCGUCGAUGGUUCUGUACAAUUGCGGUCACGCGAAGAACAGAGUGUUGAGUCCGGAGGUCGUGAAUGGCGGAUCAGGAGCGUAUUUGCACAGGUUUCAGUGGCUGGAGGAUUCGGAAAUUGGGGAAAUACCGUACGUGUGGAAUUUUUUGGUUGGACAUAACAGAAUAGUUGGGAAUUGGUAUCCGAAGGCGGUGCAUUACACGCUGGGGGGGCCGUGGUUUGAUGAGUGGAAGGAUUGUGAGUUUGGGGAGCUAUGGUUGGCUGAAUUGCAGGAUUACGAGGAUGAACAGAGGAAGACGAAGACGAAGACGAUGAACAUUAAGGAUGAGAAUGUGCAGAUUCAUAAUGUUGCUGUUGCUAAGAGUGAAUUGAUUGCUGAGACCUGACCGACCUCACCUCACAUUACCAGAGGGGGGCCUAAAAGCACAUGUAAUAGCAAAGGAUAUGAAGAUUGGAAGCACAGAAUCAUGAGAAUAAUAAUCUUCACAUGUGAAUCAUCAUCAUAAAGCUUUAGACAGGAGAUGAAACAAAACAGAAAGUGUGUGUGUGUGUGUUUUGUUUCCAUUCAUGAUGAAUAAUUAAGGUUCUGUUUACUUUGAGAUUCCUUUCUAGUUUAU